GAAUUUUUGUUGUUUUAUAAAAUGAAUCUGUCAAAAUGCACUUUGUUGAAAUAGGUUCAGCCCCGUUAUGAUUCAGGCAAGAUAUAAACAUAGACCAAGAAAUAAAUUUCAAUGAGUUCAAAUGAUGUCCAAACUACAGCUUCAGAAACAGCAACCCUGUCUAGUCGUGGAUACAAACUAUUGAAAAAAAUGGGAGAAGGUUCAUAUGCAAAAGUUUAUUUGUCUGAAUAUAUACCCAUUGAUGCAUCAAGUGACACUAAAACAACGGUUUUGGCGUGUAAAUUAAUUGAUACAUCGCGAGCCCCUAAAGAUUUUGUCCGUAAAUUUUUACCUCGUGAAUUAAAUAUAUUAAUAAAAUUAAAUCACCCGCAUAUCAUUCAUGUCCACAGCAUAUUUCAACGUAAAGCCAAAUAUUUCAUAUUUAUGCGUUUUGCUGAAAACGGUGAUCUGUUAGAAUUUAUAUUAAAACAUGGAGGUGUUGCCGAAAAUCAAGCGCGCGUUUGGUUACGCCAAAUGGCAUUAGCCAUACAAUAUUUGCACACACUAGAAUUGGCUCAUCGUGAUUUAAAAUGUGAGAAUAUUUUAAUUACGAAUAAUUUUAAUGUAAAAAUUGCUGAUUUUGGAUUUGCUCGUUCCGUAAUCGAUGUAUCUGGUAAAAGUAUUCCAAGUGAAACAUAUUGUGGUUCAUUAUCGUACGCUGCUCCAGAAAUAUUACGUGGACAACCGUAUGGACCUAAAUUGGCGGAUAUAUGGUCACUAGGUGUUGUAUUAUUUAUUAUGUUAAAUAAAGCAAUGCCAUUUGAUGACACAAAUAUUAAAAGAUUAUUUGAACAGCAAAAUAAUCGGAAAUGGCGAUUUCGAGCCAAAGUCAUUGAUAUAUUGAGUGUUGAGGUGAAAAAGUUAGUAACAGCAAUGUUGGAACCAGAUAUAAAACGUCGUUAUCGUAUCGAACAAAUUAUUGCAUGUGAGUGGUUAGCAAUGGAUCUGAGGUUACAGAAAUUAAGCCCAGCGGAACAGAGUGCAAUUGCUCAAGCCGAAGAGGAAAAUAAACAACGUAUUGAGCCUCUUUCUGACAGACCAAAAGUUUCUAAGCCAUCGCGCCCUCUUCCUAAGCCGAAAGAAGAAGAACGAAUGAUACUCUCAGAACGCCAAAAUAUGAGUAAGCUUCUAUCGGACAACCUCACAUCAAAAGAAUCAAAGCAGAAUAAUCACAGAGAAAGUGUCGAUGAUGAAUCAGAUGGAAUAAAAUUGGGGCGGAUUAUUCAAUAA
Chrysoperla carnea is the source of this 1269-nucleotide messenger RNA. Its product is annotated as testis-specific serine/threonine-protein kinase 3-like. The record is from RefSeq and is a predicted model, not a curated record. Gene Ontology annotation, cellular component: cytoplasm. Gene Ontology annotation, molecular function: protein serine/threonine kinase activity; ATP binding; tau-protein kinase activity. NCBI's taxonomy places the organism in Eukaryota, Metazoa, Arthropoda, Insecta, Neuroptera, Chrysopidae. Bases 112 to 1269 code for a protein of 385 amino acids. Gene Ontology annotation, biological process: protein phosphorylation; microtubule cytoskeleton organization; intracellular signal transduction. The transcript has 4 exons.